This is a messenger RNA of Plasmopara halstedii, 1651 nucleotides long. RefSeq lists its product as uncharacterized. Bases 416 to 634 code for a protein of 72 amino acids. The transcript has a single exon. NCBI's taxonomy places the organism in Eukaryota, Oomycota, Peronosporomycetes, Peronosporales, Peronosporaceae. The record is from RefSeq and is a predicted model, not a curated record.
CCAUAAUCUAAAUCAGAGACCGUAUAUUACUCAAUGAUACGAGACAAAUACUGAUGUCUACGCAUCAUUUUGGUGGCCAAUAAAGUGCGAUAUGAACCAACACUUAGCUGCUGCACUUCAGGACCCUUAGUAUCUUUCAUCACGCCUUUGUGGACGAUCAUACCAGACCACGACGUCAAGGCAUGAUUACAAAUAUUGUCAACAUCACAAUUUUACCCGCUCGAAUUGUAAUAUUUCAUUUAUGACUUAUAGAGGUGAGUACGAAUGUUUUGAGUAAAGAAAAUAUACUUUGUCGUCUGAAAUUAAAAAAGUAUUAAACCCGUAAGCACUUAGCUAGAUACUUGAAAAGCCAGCACACAUUUACGGGUCGUGAUGCACCGAUCGGUAAUCCUCUAUCGACCGGCACUAUCAGUAAAUGCCUCCUAGGCCUUGGAUGCGGCAGAUCGCUAUAGCCGCCAUAGCUUUUAUAACACUUUUGAUUACUUUAAUCAAGCGUCGUUACCAUACUGAAGUCCUGGUAGACCGCGUGAGCCAAAUUAUUCAUCUUACAGCUUUUAGCAACGCCAUCACCAAUGAAGAUUUAAAGACACAUCGCAAAGCAGUUGCGAAGAGCGCAUUGAUUCGCAACUGCUAGCCUAGUGGCAAUUUGUGGAUCGCCGAUCACCAUGUUUAUAGUGCCGUACGAUGCAUGAUUUAGUCGUAAAUACCAAAGUUCUGUAUCACUAUGUGCUUCGUGGCCUUCAGGCGUGCAGCAAAUUAGAUGACAAUCUAUUUGUCCACCUUCAAAGAGUCAUAUGACUUUGUGUUGUAAGAUGUCGUAUUUGGAAGCAUCCAACGCCGAGCAGAAAGCCACGACUCAGUACACCAAGCUAUAAUUGCUACAAUGGAGAAAAUAAGACUUGUUGCUCAUCUCAAGCGUACGCGAAAUUGCGAAGUCCACGAGAAUCUUGACGGUUCCAGUCAUGACAAAUUGUUGUCUGGAACGAAGCUGAUGAUCACGUCCCGGGGAAGCGCAUCAGUGUAACGAAGUGCCAGCUGAGUGGGUCAAGUGUGGUAUCAAAAAAAAACAACAAGCUCCUAAAAUGGUGAUGCCCAGUUUGUUGGCACCAAGUAUUCUUUGUUUCUUAUUUCACGUCAAUAUCAGCAAGAACUCUUGAAGCACGUGCUGAGAUCAAGUCGCAAAACAAUCACUACGGCAGAGCAAUAUGCUGAAAGGAGAUUUUUGCACUUCAAGUAGAAAUUGAUACCCGCAUACAUGCCAACUAGUCAGUAUGAUAGAAUCACUAUCUCACCAUUACCCUCUACCUCGACCCAUCGAGAUGGUACAAGUGUGUCGUCUACAUUGCUGCCUCGUGUUCACGAGUGUGUAGAACGACUCAACGUGGUGCUGAAGCGGUGUCUGCGGCUUUCACUUGCCUGCUGAUGUUCGUGCUGGACCACAUCGAAAAAAAUAAUGAUGAAUUUUAUGAAAUUGUUUUAGCAAAUGUAGAAAAGUGAUGAUAUCGCGCACAUUAAAUUUGUGAAUUAUUCAACCAACAAAUUCUGAUUGAGCGACGUUCAUCUGCUUAAAAUUUGAAGACUGAUCUUCAUGUCAAACUUAUGUGCGAUCGAUCAUCCACUUUCCUAUGUACGUUUGUGUCAGCAUUAAUUU